CUGUCAAAAAAAAAGGCGGGAAUGUGUUCACACCACCAUCAAACCACAUGCUCAUUACUAUCAUAACAACCGGUCAUUUAUCAAUACAACACCAAAACCGGUAUCGGCCCUUUUACAGGCCCUUAUUUUCGAUAUCUUGUGUUCAGUUAUUAACUUUAACGUAAACUGUGUACUUCAAAAUGUCGGAAGAAGCUGAUGAUAUUGAAGCACUGAGGUUGAAAAACAAACAAGAACGAGAUGCGUUUCUUGCAAACUUUAUGAACGACCCACUUUUCGUGGAUAUGGUAAAAGAGUUCAAAUCAACAACCCAAGACAAAAAUAAGAACAAUAAUAAGGUUGUACCAAAAAGAAAAAGGGGCGAUUCGGUGUUUCGCUUCACCGGAAGUGUUCCCAGUGAAAGACGCAGUUCUGCUAGGUUACAGAACCGAAAGCCUGAUUACACCCAUCUAGAUUUACCCAAUGACAAAAUAUUAUCACAUGAUUCCGACGAUGUGGAUGACUUAGAAGAGGUCGUUUAUCGUGUGAAAAAAAGAAGAUUUGUGUCUCGAUUAAGUACUCCUGCUGUAGUUAUCCCUGUCGAAGAAGUGACAGAAGAAAUGAUUGAAAAAAUACAAACAAGCGGCAAUAAAGUGUAUGGAGCUAAUGGCACCAGUUGUCAUCAGUGUCGCCAGAAAACUGUAGACACUAAGACGAUCUGCCGCAGUGGCGUUUGUGUUGGGGUACGAGGUCAAUUUUGUGGUAUUUGCGUAAUCAAUCGAUAUGGAGAAGACCCUAUUAAGGCUUUGAAAGACCCCAACUGGCAAUGCUACGUCUGCAGGGGCUGCUGCAACUGUUCCUUCUGUCGCUUGAAAGAGGGUAAACGCCCUACUGGAAUUCUCGCGCCUUUAGCGAAAGCCAAUGGAUACAAAUCCGUGAUGGAGUUCCUCCACAGUCUCCGAGGCUACGGUGACUACUGCGAGCCCAAAGAAGACCCAGAAAACCUUCUAGGUUUCGAAGGCAACGAAGCCGUCAUGGGGGGGCAACAACGCAUCAAAAUACAGUGCGACUACGACGCGGAAGCGUUUAAAAAAUUUGUAACGUUGUGAUUUACAUUUUUAUCAUUUUACGUGAAUAAAUAACGACUUCACAGUUA
Molecule: messenger RNA, 1132 nt
Organism: Zophobas morio
Lineage: Eukaryota; Metazoa; Arthropoda; Insecta; Coleoptera; Tenebrionidae
Product: cell division cycle-associated 7-like protein
Exons: 3
Coding region: 180-1085 (301 amino acids)
Biological process (GO): regulation of DNA-templated transcription
Cellular component (GO): nucleus
Source: RefSeq, a predicted model, not a curated record